CGGUGAUGUUGGGAUUGCUGCUGGUGUAGGUGUGGAUGUUUGGUUGGUGGGUGCGCGCGCGUGUGUGCGUGUGUGUGUCCGUAAUUAGCACUUCGGCUAGGAGCUCCCUAGCGGGAUACCACCGUUGUGAUGAUAGAGAUCCUGGUGGGCCAAGGUUGCCGCUGCUGGGUGGCACAACGCGCACCCUGAGGCUCCUAUUCAACACAUGUUUCGAUGGCGGUCCCGUCAGAGACGAGCAGCACGAGCAAAGGCCGGCGUGGCCACUACAUGCGGUUGUUGGCGUCCUGCGAGAAGAAGCUCGACUGGCAGCGUGCAUUGGACCUUCUAGGAAAAAUGCGAGAAGCAGGCGCGAUACCGAAUUUAGCCGCGUACAAAACUGCAGUCCAUGUUUGUGCGAAGGGUAGGCAGUGGCAACAGACCGUUGACCUCUUGGACGAGAUGGUUGGGAGCGGUGUGGCGCCUGAUGUUGUGGUGUACACCAUGGCAAUUCAUGCUUGCACGAAGGGGCGCCAGUGGGAGAGAGCCCUCACAGUCUUCGACCGGAUGCUGCAGCAGGGGCUCCAGCCCGACGAGAUCGCCUACAAUUGCGUAAUUCGUGCCUGCAGCAUGGGCCAACAGUGGCAGAGGGCCCUCUCGCUGUUCAACGACAUGAGGCGCCACGGCACGCAUCAGCCUGGCCUGAUCACCUACAAUGUAAUCAUCAACGCUUGCGGCAAAUGUGGCAAUUGGCAGGAGGCACUCCAGAUAUUUGAAGAGAUGUCGGAUGCCGACGUGGAGCCUGAUGCGGUGACCUACCGCGUGGUGCUGAGCGCCUGCGAGAGAGGCUCGCAGUGGCAGCGGGUGCUGGGAUUGCUGGAGGAGAUGCAGCAGAGCGGCAUCAUGCCCGAUGGCUUUGCGUGCCACACGGCCAUAAGCGCAUGUGAGAAGAGCGCCCAGUGGGAAGAGGCCGUGAAGCUCAUCGAUUGGAUGUGCUGUGUCGGCGUCGCGCCGAGCCUGUCGACGUACGUCGCCGUCCUGAACGUCUGCGACAACUGCCGGCAGUGGGAGACGGCGUUGCGGAUCUUCCGCGAGCUGGGCCAGAGCGACCUUUCGCCGGAUGCGUCUGCGUACAAUGCGGUCCUCAGGGCGUGCGCGAAGGGCCUCCAGUGGCGGCAGGUGCUGAGCCUCUUCGAGGCCAUGCGCGCAAGCGGUGUGCAGCCCGACGCCCCGACCUACACGCCCGUCCUGGCCGCCUGCGUGGCCUCCGGGGACGGGCGGCGGGCGCUGCAGCACUUCGACGAGAUGGGCCGGGCGCAGCGGGCCGAGCUCGCUCCGGCCGCCUGUCGGUCCCUGGCGUGCGCCUGCGAGGCGCUGGGGGACUGCGGCCACGCCGCCGCGCUCUUCUCGUCCCCGGGGCCCGCCCCGCGCCCGGAGGGCCGAGGCUCCGCGCCAGAGAGCAUGGUGCAGGCCUUGGAGCCCUGGCGCUCCGCCUCCUUCUGGGCCUCGCGCUGGGCGCGGAGGGGCGGCCUGGGCAGGCUCGUGGGCCUGAUCUGGAGCGAGCACGUCGUCCCGUACCUCACGGUGUUCGCAUUUCGCUGUCGGCUCACGGCAUGAAGGUGGGAGCGCGAGCCCCCCGCGCGCCCCCCCGAGAGAAAAAAGCAGUCGUUCCCUGUGUUGUCUCUCUCUCUGUCUCUUUCUCUCUCACUCUCUCUCUCUCUCUCUUUACCUAUUU
Molecule: messenger RNA, 1711 nt
Organism: Prorocentrum cordatum
Lineage: Eukaryota; Dinophyceae; Prorocentrales; Prorocentraceae
Source: the annotation of a GenBank genome assembly